AUGACGGUACCAAAAGAUAACAGGAGCAAGUCUAGAAACCUCGCAGACUUCAUCAAGUUUGUGAAACUAAAUUCUCCUUAUUAUGCUCAGUCCUGGAAGUUAUGUAAGACUCUUGAAGAUGCGCCGGUGUCUCUGAGGGACUUGCCCAUUGUGGACCAUGAGUCUUUUUGGGCAUCAAACACCUGCCGGAACAGCAAAGUUGUAACUUCAAAGCAAAAAGAUGGCAUUGUUUUCAAAACUGGAGGCACAACCACACACCCCAAGGUAUCGUUUUACAGCCAGAAGGAACUCCAUGGCCUCUCAACACAAUUGGCAGAGAGCUUGGAACGAUGCAGUGUCGGCGAGGGCGACAUGGUCGCCAACUUGUUCUACGCUGGCGACCUUUACGGGAGCUUCUUGUUGCAUAUCCUCUCCGUCUACCAUCUGCCAAGCGGUGCGAUCCAGCUUCCAGUAGCUGGGCAUGUUUCCUUGGAAUCCAUGGAAAGACAGAUCGUCGAGUUUGAAGCAACCGUGGUCCUCGCCACGGUGACCACGAUGUCGCAACUCUCAGAGCGCAUCCUUAGCAGUGGCAAGACACACCCGUACGUUCGCCUACUACUGUUCUCGGGAGAAGCUUUCUACGACGAUCAGGCCGGGCUGCUGAAAGCAGCCUUUCCAAAUGCAACUAUCAGAUCAGUCGUCUACGGAUCUAUGGACUGCGGAAUCAUCGGUCUACCACCGAAGGAAGAGCACUACACGAACGACCCCAGACUUCACCAAGUCAACGAUCCGAACAUCAUCGUGGAGAUCGUCACUGAAGACGGAGAGGUCACAACCACCCCAGGAGAGGCGGGCAGCCUAGUCGUAACGAACCUGGAGCGCCAACUAAUGCCCAUCGUUCGCUACCCGUCUGGAGACCGGGCCGCGUGGGUUGUACCAGCUCUAGGCCUUUUCCGUGUUCUCGACAGGGACCGCACGGCCAUCCGCCUCGGCCCCGUUUCCGUUGACUUUGUGGACCUCCGACGGAUAGUGUCCACGGUCCUCGCAGACCGACCGGUUGGUCGCUUACAAGCCAUCGUCACAAGAAAAGAUAGGAAAGACCUCUUGACCCUGAACGUCGCCUUUACACCGGCUACGAAUGAGGAGAGUUCGCAGCUGCAGGCGGAGCUGAGAGAGGAGCUGGGCGUGAUGCGGCCCAUGUUUCGGGAACACGUCGAGAAGGACCUUAUCAACCCGUUAGAGAUUAAGUUUAUCACCAUGCAGGAACUUGCUGUCAACCCAAGAAGCGGAAAAAUUGUCGAGGUACAGGAUCUUCGGUCGACCACUGUGUAG
Messenger RNA from Colletotrichum godetiae, 1311 nucleotides. Its product is annotated as AMP-dependent synthetase/ligase. The record is from RefSeq and is a predicted model, not a curated record. The transcript has 2 exons. Lineage: Eukaryota; Fungi; Ascomycota; Sordariomycetes; Glomerellales; Glomerellaceae. Bases 1 to 1311 code for a protein of 436 amino acids.